This is a messenger RNA of Bufo bufo (common toad), 2852 nucleotides long. RefSeq names its product gastrula zinc finger protein XlCGF26.1-like. Lineage: Eukaryota; Metazoa; Chordata; Amphibia; Anura; Bufonidae. The record is from RefSeq and is a predicted model, not a curated record. The coding region runs from base 127 to 2577 and encodes 816 amino acids. The transcript has 5 exons. Gene Ontology annotation, biological process: regulation of DNA-templated transcription.
CUGACCAGUGUGCCGGGCGGGGCCAGCCCUGUGACGUCACACCGCAAAGCAUGCUGGGAGAGGAAAACUCCAGGAACCUGAGGGAAAGAGGAAGUUCUGCUGGAAACGUCCUGUAAAGAGGCUCUGAUGUCCGGACAGCGGGAGGGAGAGCCCCGGCAUGAGGAAGAGAUCCAGUCAGAGGACAACACCAGAGAGAUGUCCGCGUCCUCUCCUUCCACAGGACGGUCAGAUGACUGUACUGGGCGCUUGGAGAAACAUCUCAUAUCUACAUAUUAUAAUGCAGUUGAUCCAGGUGUCAUAUCAGAUACAUAUGAAGAGCGUGCCAUUAUCCCAGAUGUACCCUCAGACCUUCACAGCAAAAAUCUAUCAUCUCAUCCUUUAAUACAGGUCCGAUCUUUUAAUUUAUCACAUACUCUUACUCCGAAUGAAACUCACAGAAGAGGUUCUGGAACCCAAAGAGCUCAGAGAAAGCCGUAUUCAUGCUCAGAAUGUGGCAAAUGUUUUACUUGGAAAUCAGGCCUUCUUCAACAUCAAAGACAUCACACAGGGAAGAAGCUGUAUUCAUGUUCAGACUGUGGGAAAUGUUUUACUAACAAAUCACAUCUGGAAAACCAUCAGAGAAUUCACACAGGAGAGAAGCCGUUUUCAUGUUCAGAAUGUGGAAAAUGUUUUACGAAAAAAACACAUCUUGAAACCCAUCAGCGAAUUCACACAGGAGAGAAGCCGUUUUCAUGUUCAGAAUGUGGAAAAUGUUUUACUAGAAAAUCACAUCUUGAAAACCAUCACAGAAUUCACACAGGAGAGAAGCCGUUUUCAUGUUCAGAAUGUAGGAAAUCUUUUACUGAUAAAUCAAGUCUUGAGAGCCAUCAGAGAAUUCACACAGGAGAGAAGCCGUUUUCGUGUUCAGAAUGUGCGAAAUCCUUUAGUAGAAAGUCAGUUCUUCUUCUACAUCAAAGAAGUCACACAGGAGAGAAGCCGUAUUCAUGUUCAGAAUGUGGAAAAUCUUUUACUCGGAAAGCACAUCUUCAGAGCCACCAGAGAAUUCACACAGGGGACAAACCGUAUUCAUGUUCAGAAUGUAGGAAAUCUUUUACUGAGAAAUCAAGUCUUGAGAGCCAUCAGAGAAUUCACACAGGAGAGAAGCCGUUUUCGUGUUCAGAAUGUGGAAAAUAUUUUACUAGAAAAACACAUCUUGAAAACCAUCAAAGAGUUCACACAGGAGAGAAGCCAUUUUCAUGUUUAGAAUGUGGUAAAUCUUUUACUCGGAAAUUACAUCUUCAGAGCCACCAGAGCAUUCACACAGGGGACAAGCCGUAUUCAUGUUCAGAAUGUAGAAAAUCUUUUACUGAGAAAUCAAGUUUUGAGAGACAUCGGCAAAUUCACAUAGGGGAGAAGCUGUAUUCAUGUUCAGAAUGUGGCAAAUGUUUUACUCAGAAAUCAUCUUUAAAGAGCCAUCAGAAAAUUCACACAGGGGAGAAGCUGUAUUCAUGUUCAGAAUGUAGGAAAUGUUUUACUGAGAAAUCAAGUCUUGAGAGACAUCAGAGAAUUCACACAGGAGAGAAGCCGUUUUCGUGUUCAGAAUGUGGCAAAUGUUUUACUCAAAAAUCAUCUCUUAGCCAUCAUAGAAUUCACACAGGAGAGAAGCCGUUUUUGUGUUCAGAAUGUGCGAAAUCCUUUACUAGAAAGUCAGUUCUUCUUCUACAUCAAAGAAGUCACACAGCAGAGAAGCCGUUUUCAUGUUCAGAAUGUGGAAAAUCUUUUACUCGGAAAGCACAUCUUCAGAGCCACCAGAGAAUUCACACAGGGGACAAGCCGUAUUCAUGUUCAGAAUGUAGGAAAUCUUUUACUGAGAAAUCAAAUCUUGAGAGCCAUCAGAGAAUUCAUACAGGAGAGAAGCCAUUUUCAUGUUCAGAAUGUGGUAAAUCUUUUACUCGGAAAUGUCAACUUCAGAGCCACCAGAGCAUUCACACAGGGGACAAUCCGUAUUCAUGUUCAGAAUGUAGAAAAUCUUUUACUGAGAAAUCAAGUCUUGAGAGACAUCGGCAAAUUCACACAUUGGAGAAGCCGUAUUCAUGUUCAGAAUGUGGCAAAUGUUUUACUCAUAAAUCAUUUCUUGCAAGCCAUCAUAGAAUUCACACAGGAGAGAAGCCGUUUUCAUGUUCAGAAUGUGGAAAAAGUUUUACUCAGAAAUCAUCUCUAAAGAGCCAUCAGAAAAUUCACACAGGAGACAAGCCAUAUUCAUGUUCAGAAUGUAGGAAAUGUUUUACUGAGAAAUCAUCUCUAAAGAGCCAUCAGAGAAUUCACACAGGAGAGAAGCCAUUUUCUUGUUCAGAAUGUGGAAAAUCUUUUACUCGGAAAGCACAUCUUCAGAGCCACCAGAGAAUUCACACAGGGGACAAGCCGUAUUCAUGUUCAGAAUGUAGAAAAUCUUUUACUGAGAAAUCAAGUCUUGAGAGACAUCAGAGAAUUCACACAGGAGAGAAGCCAUUUUCGUGUACAGAAUGUGGCAAAUGUUUUACUCAAAAAUCAUCUCUUGUUCAACAUCAUAGAAUUCACACAGUAAAAAACCAAUUCUAAAUCCUUCCUGUAAAAUAUGCCAUGAAUUUCCAUAUUUUUUCUUGCUAUCAUUUAUAGCGAGAAGACUCUGCUUUGUUAUAAAAAUAUUGCAUGUAUAUUGAAGCAGGAAUUAAAAGAAAAUAUCAGUAUAUUCAGAAGUGUAGUUACAGCUGUUAUAAUUGUAGAUCUUAAAGGGGUUGUGCAAGAAUGAGGGGGUUUGGCAAACUCCCCCACUUUACUGGAUCUGUAAAGGGAAGAUUACUUACCUGCUUCCUGGUGCUGACUCUCCGCUCCUU